Molecule: messenger RNA, 1861 nt
Organism: Mytilus californianus (California mussel)
Lineage: Eukaryota; Metazoa; Mollusca; Bivalvia; Mytilida; Mytilidae
Product: dipeptidase 1-like
Exons: 9
Coding region: 1-924 (307 amino acids)
Biological process (GO): proteolysis
Molecular function (GO): metallodipeptidase activity
Source: RefSeq, a predicted model, not a curated record
AUGCCACUGCUAGUGGACGUUCCGUCCCUGAAGUUCUGGUCUAUAUUCGUCUCUUGUACAACACAACAUCAUAGUGCAGUUCAAAGAGCAUUGGAACAAAUCGAUGUUAUAAAGAAACUAAACAAUAAAUAUCCGAGCUUCCUUAAAUUUGUCACUUCUGCUGAUGGAAUACAGAGAACCUUCGAUGAAGGGAAGUUUUCCAGUUUGAUGGGACUGGAGGGCGGUCAUGCUAUAAAUAGCAGUCUUGCAACACUAAGGAUGUUCUAUGACUUGGGUAUACGAUAUAUGACUCUUACUCAUAACUGUAAUCCACCUUGGGCAGACAGUCAUAUAGUAGACAGAAACUCGUCUUUACCAAAGCACAAUGGAUUAACCAAAUUUGGAAAGAUCGUGGUGAAGGAAAUGAACAGGUUAGGGAUGUUAGUUGACUUGUCCCAUGUUUCUAAGAAAACCAUGAAGGAUGCCAUUACAGUGUCACGGGCUCCGGUUAUCUUCAGUCACAGCUCCGCUUAUAGUCUUUGUAAUGCAACCAGAAAUGUGCAGGAUGACGUCCUUUCGCUAGUGAAAGAAAAUGGUGGAAUAGUCAUGGUUAACUUUUAUCCCUAUUUUGUAAGCUGUAAAGAAGUUGCCAUUUUGUCCCAAGUUGUGGAUCAUAUACAACACAUAAAAAAGAACAUUGGUGUCGAUCAUAUUGGGAUUGGUAGUGACUUUGAUGGUAUAGAAAUAGUACCUAAAGGUUUAGAAGAUGUAUCAAAGUACCCGUAUCUGUUUGCGGAAUUGGUAAGAAGAAACUGGACUGAAGAAGAAUUGGGCAAGCUAGCUGGAUUAAACCUUCUAAGAGUUCUUAGAAGGACGGAGGAGGUGAGAGAUGCACUAAAGUUCGAACAGCCACAUGAAGAUCUCUUACAAGGAACUGACAAGUAGCGUUUUUGAUCUGAUUAUUCUCAGUAAUUAAGUUAUAUCUCAGUUAAGGUGGCUCGGGUGUGUUCCUCCAUCUUGGAUUUUGAAGAAGCAGAUAACAGUUGGUCUAUAUCUUUAAUGAAGUGUGCAAAUUUUGAGAGUAGUAUGUAAUUCAUGUGUAAGACUUUUGAUGUAAAUAUAGAAAAUUAUGUGUUUUAUCAUAUUUACGGCUGUAAUUUCUAAAAAAAAAACACCAUAUUUGUUUUUGAUUCAUUUUUUUUUUAACUUUGCUAAAUAAGGGGAGAUAACUCAAAUAGUAGGGGAGAUAACUUCGAUAUAGUAAUUUUAAAAUUGAAAGUGUUGUGAAUUUACCAAUUCAAUAUGUAACAAGAAAACAAGUUCGGUGACCCCAUUUUUUUCUUUUUCUUAUCUGAAAGCAUGUUAUAAGAGCUAUCUUCUCACAUUUUAUCUUAAAAUUCUAUCAGGGAGUUUUCUUUUGAUCAUACAAAAUUGGAUUUUCCAUGCAUAAUCUAUACAAAAUCUGACAAUUUUGCACAACCUGUAGCGGGAAAAAAAGUCCGGUGACCCAUACUUUUAUCAUAUUUUUGAAAAAGGCUUGUAAAAAACUUCAUUUUGACAAAUUAUCAAAAAAUUCUAUGGAUUUUAAUUAAGACGCCCCAGCCACCUUAAUAAACAUAUAUUGUGGUUACCCUUUUACCAAACCAUUUGGGUCAAAAUGCAUCAAUUUAAUGAUCUGCAUUUAAAAGAACCCAGUUAAUAUAAAUACCUGGUAGAUUUGUGUCAUAUGUGAACAAGUAAGGAGCGUGUAUAUAUGUAUUUUUAAGAAAUGAAACUUAGAUAUGUUUGUAAACUGAUAAAUAUUAAACGCAGAAAAGUGUCUAGAUUGUGAAAAAACAAAAGGGAUAUUAAUGUUAGUUAUAAUAAGAAACGAUUUAUACAG